AUGAGGACUACUACCACAGCAGCUGCCCUGCUCGCAGCAUUGCCAGUAGGCAUCGCUCAGCAAUGGGGACCACAGCACUGGGGACCACCUGACCCGCCCUCUGGUCCUCCUGGCGGUCAUCCUGGCGGCUGGGGACCCCCCAAUGGGCCCGGGCCUCACUCCUGGCCAGGCCAACCAGCACCGUCCCCUGCGAGCUCCGCCGCCGCCUCCGGAGCCAGCAGUGCUGCAGCUAGCACUUCUUCCGCUGCCUCUGGCUCAAACAGCCAGAGCUGCACUCCUUUGACCGCGUCGAUGAUUGAGGCAUCCGGAAACAACUCCCUCUUCACCCGCUGGAGACCACACAGUCAUUUCAUGGCUCCCGCAGGCUGGAUGAACGAUCCCUGCGGACCUAUGUAUGAUCCUACGAGGGAUAUCUACCAUCUUUUCUACCAAUGGCAUCCACAGCAUAUCAACUGGGGUAACAUUAGUUGGGGAUAUGCUACGAGCAAGGACCUGAUCACUUGGACUGAUCACGUCGGCUGGCAAGACAACCAAGCCCUGGCCCUCGGACCCUCAGGCAACGGUAGCUUCCCAUCCCACUACAACGGGCUUGGAAUCUUCUCUGGAACGGCCCAGCCAGUCAAUCUGCAGGGCGAGGUGGAUGGCACACUUUUACUCAUGUAUACCUCCGUCAGCUGGCUCCCUACUAGUUGGAAUAUUCCCUACCAUCCUCAUACAGAGUCGCAGAGUCUGGCAUUGAGCACAGAUGGUGGCAAGACUUUCCAGGAAUACGCAGGCAACCCGGUCAUUAGUGCGACGGCCAAUACUGCGCCUAUGGGUUGGAAUGUUACUGGCUUCCGUGAUCCCUUCCUCGAGCCCUGGCCAGCAAUGGACGCUGUGUUAGGCAUGUCGGAACCUCACUACUACGCCGUAUUCGGCUCCGGUAUCAAAGGUGUCGGACCAAGGAUCCCCUUCUGGACUGCUCCAGCUCGCAACCUAACAGACUGGACGUUCCUAGGCGCUCUCUGGGAGCCAGCAGACAACACCUCUCUUGGCCCCGUCCUCUCGACCGGCACAUACGGUUUCAACUUUGAGGUCUCCGGUUUCUUCUCCCUCCCUGAUAAGAAGGGCGACCUGCACUACUUCGUCAACAUGGGCACAGAGGGCGGAAACGUCAGUUUCCAUGAAUCAGCCCAUUGGGCAUUGUGGAAUGAAGGUACCAUCUCAAAACGUGCCAACGGCUCGGCCGCUUUCACGCCGACAGCCGGCGGUGCAGGAGAUUGGGGCCUCUCGUAUGCUUUGACGAGCUUCAACGACACCAAGAACAACAGGCGUGUCCAGUGGGCAUGGACACCCGAAGACCUCACCGGCGACGGCGGUCUCUUCAGCGCUAGCCAGCAGGGUUUCCAAGGCAGUCUUGCACUCCCUCGUGAGCUCUUCGUGCAUGAAGUCGACGGCGUGACAGAUAAAGACGGCUCCCUUGCCGCAAGCAAAGAAGCCGUCCUCGUCUCGACAGGUAACGGCGCCUACACCGCCCAAACUCUUGGUGUCCGCCCUCUACCAGACGUCGUCGCGGGCAUAACCUCCAACGCUACACACAUGGCCUACGCGGCUGGUACCGUCACCGCCUCCAAGAUUGUCCAGAAGCAGGGUGAUGCAUACAUGGAGCUCAAAGCCACUAUCAGCUCCAGCACCGGUGCCGCAGGUGUAAUUAUCGCGGCCUCGCCCGACAUGAAAGAAUACACGACUAUAAUGUAUGAGCCUACAAAUCACACCAUCCUCGUCGACCGCUCGCACAGUAGCGCCAUCGAGGGUUUCGCCAAUGUCACUGUAACAGGCUACUUCAGCCCUUACACCGUCGGUUCUCAGACCGAGGCCAUCAAUAUGGAUAUCUUCAUCGAUGGCUCUCUGGUCGAGAUCUACGUUAACGAGCGAUUCGCUCUAGCUACAAGGAUCUAUCCUUCCAUGCAGUGCAGCACUGGCUUUGGUGUCUAUGUCGCUGAUGGUAGCAGUGCUACUUUCGCUGGUGUGGAGGCGUGGAUGGGAACCAUGAACGUCUGGCCUCAGAGGCCGUUGGAUAGUUCCUCGCCGCUACUUUGGGAUUCGGCAGCGCAAACUAACAAUUACACUUGGUGGAGUGGUAAUUAG
Molecule: messenger RNA, 2127 nt
Organism: Recurvomyces mirabilis
Lineage: Eukaryota; Fungi; Ascomycota; Dothideomycetes; Mycosphaerellales; Teratosphaeriaceae
Exons: 4
Coding region: 1-2127 (708 amino acids)
Biological process (GO): sucrose catabolic process
Cellular component (GO): cytoplasm
Molecular function (GO): sucrose alpha-glucosidase activity
Source: RefSeq, a predicted model, not a curated record